AAAUAAAAGUGGAAGAAAAAGGAAAAGGAUUACCGUGAGGAGCAAUUUUAUAUUCCCACCACACGACCUGUAGCUUUACAUUUAAGUUCCUCUAACGGUGUUCCAAUUAGAACGCGGUAUGUCGUUCAUCUCUUUUACAAACUAAAGAGAGGUCGCGCAUCUCCCUUCGCUAAAUGCAUACGCUAAUCCUUGAAUUCCAAAAUUCUACAACGCCGACUGGUAAUAAUGGCAAGCAACAAACAACGGAAUCAAUCUCUUGAAGGAGAAGUCGCGGUGCCAAACCUACCUCAAGAAGUUAUUCAAGAAAUUCUCUUACGAUUACCCGUUAAAUCUCUUUGCAGAUUUAGGUGUAUUUCCAAAUCAUGGCUUUCUCGAAUUUCUAGUCCACAAUUUGCUAAAGCCCACCUCGAUAUAGCUCUCCGGAGUAAUAUCCUCUAUUCUCAGAGGCAGAGACUCAUUUUCUCUUCAGGCAAUCUGUACUCUGUUGAAUAUGAGUCUAUAUGCAAUACUAAUGGUCGCGAUAUAGCUGUUGUCACUCUUGAUUAUCCAUUGAAAGAAAAGGCUAAUGGCCGGGAUGAUGUGUUGGAUGAUAGCAGGGGAAAUGAUUUGGUAUAUUAUAAGGUGUCUGAAGAUGAAGAUGAAAACCCAGUUAUUGUGAAGGUUGAUGCUAAGUUCUCUAGUAAAGUCACAAAAUUGGAUGACAUUUGGGUUGAGAUUUUCGGUUCUUGUAAUGGACUAGUUUGUAUAGCUCCAGAGGAAGAUACUCUUUUCUUAUUUAAUCCGUCCACUGGAGAGUCUAAGAGAAUCCCAGAACAAUCCCUUUCUCGGUCUGCUCCAUAUGGCUAUAAUUCAUAUGGAUUUGGUUAUGAUCCAACUACCGAUGAUUAUAAGGGGUAUUUCUUCAUGGAGCUCUUCAUUGGGUGGCGAGAAAUAGGGAAAGUGAAGAUGACAAGCUAUGAAGCACCCGGUAGAGCAGUAGCAGUAAAGCUCGAUUAUCCAUUGAAAUGUGAUUUUUACGACGAGGUCAAGUUCAUUGGUUCUUGCAAUGGCUUAUUAUGUGUUGCGUCUGAGCCAGGAAUCUUACUGUUGAUAAAUCCUUGUACCAGAGAAGCUGCAGAAAUACCAAGGUUAGCCAAUCGUCGCCCAUUUUCUCAAUCAUCGCUGCCUUACAUGUAUGGAUUUGGGUAUGCUGACUCUAUUAAUGAUUACAAGCUGGUGAAAAUUUCUUGUAAAGGGUUUGUCUUUGUUUACUCACUGAAAGCCAAUAGCUGGAGAAGAGUUGGUGACUUUCCUUACACUAUUCUUGCACUUGAUCCUGGGAUUCAACUAAAUGGAGCUAUCCAUUGGGUAGUAAGCAGAAGUGAGGAUUCACCCAAGUCACAUAUCAUCGGUGCUUUUGAUUUAGUGGAGGAGAAGUUCUGGGAUGUCCCUCCUCCUGUUUCUAUCAAAAAUUUUUAUGGGAUAGGUGUGUUCCGUGAAUGUCUAUGUAUAUUACCUGAAAGUGAUAUGACAUCUCACAAUGACUUCUGGGUUAUGAAGAGCUAUGGAAGAAGCGAGUCCUGGACUAAAAUUGUGAUUAGCAUAUCAUAUUUCAGAAUGAAACCGUUGGGACUUUUUGGGAAACAUAGAGCUCUGUUAGAGAUUGAUGGGAAAUUAGUAAUGUACAAUUUCAAAGAAGACACUUAUCAGGAUCUGAUUAUUCAUGGGAUUCCAGUUGGAAUUGAGUUUGAAGCAGAAAGAUAUGUAGAGAGCCUUGUUUCUCCUCAUCUUACAUGACAAUUGGAACGAUAAAUGGCAGAGAUGAACUUCACAGGAAUGCUUAAAGGAAAGCAAAUGGACAAGUUUUAUCUUCUCCAGCUCUAAUUUCCAAUUCUUGAUCAUGUCUGUUUUGUUUAAAUGAAAGAAAAAAACUUCUCCAUCUGUGAUUACUCGAAUGAACUAGCGAAAUCUAAAUCUAGUUACCAAGAAUCGGGCCAACCGUAAGAGAGUAGGACUGAAAUUAAAAGAAAGAAUAAUUUCGACCUUCUGUAUUUUCUUUUCUUUUAGUUGUAGUUCAAUUGCAUGGUUUUCUUUUACUCUAAUAUCCCCAAAUUAUUAUCAUUGUUCCCAAAUUGAUGAUGUACUGUUGAUUUCAAAUCACGGUCUGUCGUUCUUUUUCUCUCGA
Molecule: messenger RNA, 2164 nt
Organism: Jatropha curcas
Lineage: Eukaryota; Viridiplantae; Streptophyta; Magnoliopsida; Malpighiales; Euphorbiaceae
Source: RefSeq, a predicted model, not a curated record